UCAAAAGAAGCAAUAUUGUUUUUAUAGGCAGCGGUGACCAUUUACACUGAAUAUUGUCGGCUGAAAACGAGUGCUGGGAUUUUUGUUUCUCUUUGUAAUUAAAAGAGAAAACUGUAUCUUCUCUAGCUAUGGGUGAAGAAGAUGUGGAAUACUUUUCCGUGGCAGUGUCACUUUCUUUUCUUUCAGUAUUAAUCGUUUUUGGUCACACUUUCAUGCUGACUGUGUUGUGGAAAGAUCCUUUCAAGAGAUUCCGUACAGCGGCCACCAUAUUCGUUUUUGGAAUGGUGUUCGCUAACCUCUUUAGUGGUUUGAGUGCUGGUCCGCUUUUGAUCAUUGAGAUCAGCUCCAGAUAUGGAGCUUUAGAUCUCUCAGGUAAAGAAAUAUUGUCUAACGCUGGCUUGUUUUUAUUUUAUUGGACCACAAGCGUGUCUUAUCUGUCGAUGCUGGGUUUGUCGUUGUGUCAAUACGUUGGCGUAAAGAUGCCUCAUAAACAGCAAGGCCUCGUCACGAUAAAGACAACAGGAAUUUCCCUUGCAAUUAUUACGUGCGCUUCCUUGAUUAUUCCUUCUCUGCUGGUAAUGGGAGUCUCUGCCUCAGUGGUAGAUAAACUACAGCUUCACAUUGCUUUUCAACUUAGCAAUUUUCUUCUCUGUACAGUUUAUGCCGCACUCGGGAGAGAUUAUCUGCGCCAGGUGAAACGUGCCAUGGAUUGCAUUAGCUCCAACGCAAGCUGUGUCCGCGUGCGAGACAGAAACUUUACGAGAGCCAAUCUAUUAUUGCUCACCACGGUUACGGCUCUUGGUGUGCCGAUAAUGAUUGCAUGGCACAUCUCAAUGUACGGGCAGAGACUACUUACCACGGAUAAGUGUCUACGAACAGCAUGGUCGAUUACAAUCAUUAUAUUUUUCCUCAAAAUAACUCUCGACCCUCUUAUCUAUUGCUUAAGGCUGCCGAUCUACCGAAGAGCCCUGAAACGCAUUUUUGAAUUCAGACAGCAUCGAGUAAGCGACGGCUAAUGUUCUCAUGGCCAUUUAGGCAAGAAGCAAUGAAGUUGUACAAUUCAACACAGCUUUAACUUUCUCUGUCAUUUUUACUUUUUUCUCAUGUUCCUCGAAGUUGGCCCCGUUGUGGCAUUAAUUUUCAUUUAAUAUCAACA
Molecule: messenger RNA, 1156 nt
Organism: Stylophora pistillata
Lineage: Eukaryota; Metazoa; Cnidaria; Anthozoa; Scleractinia; Pocilloporidae
Cellular component (GO): membrane
Source: RefSeq, a predicted model, not a curated record